AUGGGAGUUGUUAUGCAUCAAAGGAAAUAUGCUCUUGAGCUUAUUUCUAAAACUGGCUUGUCUGCAUCAAAACCAGAAGGGAUACCUAUAGAUAUCAAUGCCAAGUUCACAACAAAAAAAUACGAUGAGGCAAUAAGUCAAAAACAACAACAAGUGGUGAAAGAUCCUGUAACUGAUCAAGUUGCAUAUCAAAAAUUGAUUGGUAAGUUGCUCUAUUUAACCGUGAUCAGGCCAUAUAUUGCAUUUGGAGUACAAACAUUGAGUCAGUUCCUACAACUUCCAAAGAAUUCACAUAUGGAUGAUGCUUUAAGGAUUGUGAAGUAUUUAAAGAAACAACAUGGACAAGGUGUUCUAUUAUCAAGCAAUUCAAACAGAAAAGUGUCAGCCUACUGUGAUGCAGACUGGGCUGGUUGUCCCAUUACUAGAAAGUCUGUGACAGGUUUUAUUAUCAAAGUUGGAGAUUCACUUAUAUCUUGGAAGGCUAAGAAACAAACAACAGUUUCUAGGGGCUCAGCAGAAUCAGAAUACAGAAGUUUGGCAACUACUGUAUCAGAACUGGUUUGGCUGACUGGGAUUUUGAAAGAUGUAGAUGCAGAUUUCAGUCUACCUAUUGAAGUUUAUAGUGAUAGCAAAGCAACUAUCCAAAUAGCUGCUAAUCCUGUAUAUCGUGAGAGGACUAAGCGCAUAGAGAUUGAUUGUCACUUUGCUAGAGAAAAGCUGCAAUAA
Lycium barbarum (goji berry) is the source of this 726-nucleotide messenger RNA. Its product is annotated as secreted RxLR effector protein 161-like. The record is from RefSeq and is a predicted model, not a curated record. The transcript has a single exon. The coding region runs from base 1 to 726 and encodes 241 amino acids. Lineage: Eukaryota; Viridiplantae; Streptophyta; Magnoliopsida; Solanales; Solanaceae.